GGCGCCAAGAAAGAACAAAAAUCACUCCGAAGCGAAUAUCCUUCUCUUCUUCUUUUCACUUGUUUCGUUGCUAACAGCGCGAACCAAAAUAAAAUAAUGGCAGAUAAAGACCGGUACAUAGUAGCUCAGGAGGAGACAGGAUAUGGCUAUUUCGAUGCCGAAGGUGAGAGGGAACUUUUCCAAUCAAAGUCUCAAGACGACUUUCCUUUGACAUGGCGAGGCGAUCCUGCCGAGAACUGUGCAGAUUGGACAGUUGUCGUGGUUACAAAUGAGCUUAAGGCAGCAUCCUAUCAUGUGCAUAAAAACAUCAUGUGUUUUGGAUCGAGAGCAAGCAAAUUCUUCUCAAGGACUAUGUUAAAUAAGACUCCAAGCAAGAAACGAAGCAAACGCCAGCAAUUGUCGACCACAAAAGUUGAACUCAAUCAGCAAGAUGCAGACAAUUUCCCUCUGUUGCUAGACUUCAUUUAUGCACCAUGCGGGAAAAUGACGUCCGGUGGGACUGUCUUAACGGCGGCUUCGACAUUGACUUCCCCGUCGUUGUUGCCUGUUGUGAAUGAAGAUGACGGUUCUUCUUCAUACACGGUUGAAAACAUUUCAACAAACAAUGCAGUAUCCUUACGUCAUUUAGCAAAAAAAUUUGAGAUAGAGGCUCUGGUCCUUGCAGUGAACAAGUUUAUACAGCGAGACUUAAAUUUCAAAACUGGACCAGCUUACCUCUGCGCGGCUUCUGAAUACAAAGAUGAGCGUCUUCUGGAGUCAUCACGACGUCUCUGUGCAGAGAACUUUGAACAAAUUGACAUGAGAGAAUUAAUCAGACUUCCUUUGUGCCUUUUCCGCGUUGUUGUUCGGUGUCUGGAGUCUUUCGAAAGGGACAACAAAAGUUUGAGCUGCUUCCUUAGCGAGGUCGUAUGCCGUUAUUUGGAAAAACAUCAAAAAGAAAUAAAUGGUGAGCUACUUUUGGAACUCACUGAUUCGCUCGUCAUGCCAUAUAUUGCACCCGAGGCAGCUAUCGGUUUCACAUCAUUGAUCAAAGAGCUAAAAACUGAAAAUGCUGAAAAGCAUUUUCAUGCGUUAAGCAAUCUUAGUCGCCGAUGCGCGCAAUCUGUUGUUAAAGAAUACGGCUGGACCGACUUCUCGGUAAGCGCAGCUGUUGACGAGUACUUGGGUCACUCUAAAGACUUCAAAUUUGAUGAUCACGAGGGAUGGCGCGUUGAUAGUCUUCUAUUCGCGACCAGUUUUGCAGCCGCAUUGGAGCAGGCGCAAGAUGACUACGAAGAAGUAUUGGUGGAGCAGGAGCGACUUUCAUGCAUGGUUGGCGCUCUUCACCAGACAGUGAGCAUGAUGGAGGUUUUAAAUUCGAAGAAGGACGAACAUAUGACGAAACAGCAACGGGCUAUUGAUGAAGCGAAGAAGCAGAUCUUGGGUCUCAAGGACCAAAUCAGUAUGAUCAGUCAGCAACAACUACAGCGAACUUCGAUUUACCCUGCCCUUUACGAGCAAACGGAUACCGAAAUUCAAAUGGGUUCGUCAUUGGACUUUCGUCACGAGAAGGAGCAUCGGGAUGCACCGCCGCCGUUGCUUUCGUAUAGCGAGGAAACAUGGUCUCCGGUUAAGGAUUUGGUAUCGCCGUGUCAAGUUGGAUUGGACGUUCAACAAAAUAAGAGCAGGAGAAAGCAAGAGUUGAGAACGAAGGCUGAAAUGAGAUCGCGAAGUAUGCUUGUAUAGCUUCUACGGAUCGACCAGACAAAAAUAUUAGACGCGGAAAGAAUUUUAGGCGGUGCCAUACAGCAGCUAUAAACGCAAACUUGAUUUC
Phaeodactylum tricornutum CCAP 1055/1 is the source of this 1813-nucleotide messenger RNA. RefSeq lists its product with no specific name. The transcript has a single exon. Gene Ontology annotation, molecular function: protein binding. The record is from RefSeq and is a predicted model, not a curated record. The coding region runs from base 97 to 1725 and encodes 542 amino acids. Lineage: Eukaryota; Bacillariophyta; Bacillariophyceae; Surirellales; Neidiaceae.